Metschnikowia bicuspidata var. bicuspidata NRRL YB-4993 is the source of this 1203-nucleotide messenger RNA. It is a transcript of the gene RPT6, whose product is annotated as proteasome regulatory particle base subunit. Gene Ontology annotation, biological process: proteasome-mediated ubiquitin-dependent protein catabolic process. Lineage: Eukaryota; Fungi; Ascomycota; Pichiomycetes; Serinales; Metschnikowiaceae. The record is from RefSeq and is a predicted model, not a curated record. Gene Ontology annotation, molecular function: ATP hydrolysis activity; ATP binding; proteasome-activating activity. Bases 1 to 1203 code for a protein of 400 amino acids. The transcript has a single exon. Gene Ontology annotation, cellular component: proteasome regulatory particle, base subcomplex.
AUGGCCGCCGUCGACACCCCAUACAUCCACCAGGGUGGCAUCAAGCCAUAUUUCGAGCAGCAGAUACAGGACACGGAAAUCAGGCUCCAGACCACGGCGCAGAACUUGCGCCGAUUGGAGGCACAAAGAAACAAGCUCAACUCCAAAGUGCGCCAGUUAAAAGACGAGUUGCGGCUUUUGCAGGAGCCCGGGUCCUAUGUGGGCGAGGUGGUCAAGGUCAUGGGCCUCAAAAAAGUGCUAGUGAAGAUCCACCCGGAGGGAAAGUACAUUGUCAACGUGACCAAGGAUAUCGACAUCAAGAAGUUGACGCCCAGCUUGCGUGUGUGCCUCAAGUCGGACUCGUAUGACUUGCACAAGAUCUUGCCCAACAAGGUCGACCCGUUGGUGUCGUUGAUGAUGGUGGAGAAGGUGCCGGACUCGACCUACGACAUGGUCGGCGGCUUGGACAAGCAGAUCAAGGAAAUCAAGGAGGUCAUCGAGUUGCCGGUCAAGCAUCCGGAGCUCUUCGAGAGCUUGGGCAUUGCCCAGCCCAAGGGCGUCAUUUUGUACGGCCCGCCAGGCACGGGGAAGACGCUUUUGGCGCGUUCUGUGGCCCACCAUACCGACUGUCUGUUCAUCCGUGUGUCGGGCUCCGAGUUGGUGCAGAAGUACAUUGGCGAGGGCUCGCGCAUGGUGCGGGAGCUUUUUGUCAUGGCCCGCGAGCAUGCGCCAUCGAUCAUUUUCAUGGACGAGAUCGACUCCAUCGGCUCGUCUCGAGUCGAGGGUUCCUCGGGCGGAGACUCUGAAGUGCAGAGAACCAUGUUGGAGUUGCUCAACCAGUUGGACGGCUUCGAGAGCUCGAAGGAUAUCAAGAUCAUCAUGGCCACCAACCGCUUGGACAUCUUGGACCCUGCUUUGUUGAGACCCGGCAGAAUCGACAGAAAGAUCGAGUUUCCUGCGCCCACGGUCCAGGCGCGGGCGGACAUUCUCAAGAUCCACUCGCGCCUGAUGAACUUGACGCGUGGCAUCAAUUUGCGCAAGAUCGCAGAGAAAAUGAACGGCUGCUCGGGAGCUGACGUGAAGGGCGUGUGCACGGAGGCAGGCAUGUACGCCUUGAGGGAGCGCAGGAUCCACGUGACGCAAGAGGACUUUGAGCUUGCCGUGGCCAAGGUCAUGUCAAAGAACGACGAGGGUGCGGUGUCGUUGGCCAAGCUCUUCAAGUAG